GGAGCGGCCGGGCCUCGGCGGCGGGCCUCGGCGGCGGGCCUCGGGCGGCCUCGCGCCCCCAUGGCGCCCCCUCGGUGGGCCGCCGGCAUCGACGCGUUCCGCACCGUGCCGGUGGACCUGGCCGAGGCGACGCGCACCGGGGCGGCCAUGACGCUGCUGGCGGCGGUGACGUGCUCGGUGCUCCCAGGAGCCAUCGGCUGCACCCAGAGAUGCCACGGCUCCCUCGCGUCCCAGAACCAAUCGCGACGGCGGGCGUUUCGCUGUUUUCGGGGGCCCUCGCCGGGCCUCGGGACCGGCAAACAACGAGGCGGCAGGGCAAGCCGGUCCCCGGGCAGGGGGCGAGACUUUUGGGGGUCGACGUCUUGAGAGCAGACAGUGACGUCGGGGGUCUGGGACGCACGGCGCGCCGAGGAUCGACGGAGAGAGAGCAGCAUGAGCAUGCACUUUUGGCGCUCGGCGCAGCCUCCACAAGAAACCUUCCAUGGAAGAGGGGCGAACACAAUAAGCAUAAACUUUUGGCGCUCCGCGCGGGUUUAGUGGAUCCGCGAUGGGCCCCCCCUGGCGGCGCCUCCGGCGUCGCCCCCGGCGCGCUCCGCGCGCCAGGGAGGGGGGGGGGGUCCAGCGCAGAUCCAAGACAUCCGCGCGGCGCGCCUAAAAGGUUAGUGCUUCGGCCGUUUUUCCUGUCUCUGUGGAAGGCCUCGGCUGCACGCACCCAGAGAUCCGAGGAUUUUUUUUUGGCACGGCCUCCGGGGCCCGUGAUCUGGCCCGGGGAAGGCAUCAAGGGUGGGUCUGGGACAAGGAGAUCCCCGCCAGGGAAGGGAUCGGGACCUGGCGGGGCCGCGGACUGAAAAGAAGUCAGAUCGGCGGAUGCCUGGAAACAGUGGCGAAGAGUUCGGGCUUGCACACAGGCCCACCAAAGAGUAGUGUUCUGAUGCAGAGUUGUGAACAUUCUCUUGUUCUAGGCACAUGCUUUGGCAGGCCUAGGAAUGCCCGAUAGUAGCGUCAUGAGCGCUUAUGUUUGGUCCCCCCGCGGCUCCCCCAAAGCCGCGCACCGAAGGUCACUCUUACCCAGGGUCACUUGCGUGUAGCCGGAGGAAAAGGUACCGAUAUUAGUAGUGGUAUCGGUACCUGUUGGCGCCGUGCAGCAGGGUAUGGAUCAAAAGCGUGGCCACGGAGGCCAGGAUUUUGUCCACAUAUCCCGGGCCUGGCCCCUCGUGACCUUCGUGGGGGGUCUGGGCGUGUGAGCAGAGGCAAUGGCCAGCGUUCUGAUCGCCCAGGUGCUGUUCUUCUCGAGGAACGGACAGCGGCGUAGACGCAAACUCUUUGGUGGUCCGCGCCGAUUUCUCGGAUCGGCGCUGGACCCCCCCGAAUUUUGAUCGCCCAGGUGCUGUUCUUCUCGAGGAGCAAAAAGCGGUGUGGACGCAAACUCUUUGGAGGUCCGCGCCGAUUUGUGGGAUCGGCGCUGGACACCCCUUGCCAGCGCCUCCGGCGCCGCCCCUGGCGCGCUCCGUGCGCCAGGGAGGGGGUCCAGCGCCGAUCCAAGAAAUCCGCGCGGGUCUCCAACAGUUUUCGUGGAUGCUGUUUUUUUGUUCCUCCACCUUCUGCGAGGUGAGCGCGUUCCUGUCGGCCAAUCGUGGUGGCACCCACAGGGAGGCGGUGCGAGUGGGGUGGUCUUCUGAGAAGCCCACCCCCCCUCGCGCCACCCUCUUGUGCGCGCCGCCUGCAAGCCCCGGACGGACGUCGUGCUGGACAGCAACCAGGACUCGCUGCUCCGCAUCAACUUUGACGUCUCGAUGCUCGACAUGGCGUGCGAUCACGUGACUGUCGGGGUCUGGGACGCGUUCGGCACCGAGAGGAUGAACAUCACCAGUAACGUCCUGAAGACGCGCCUAGACCACAACGGGGCGUCGAAGGGCCGCCCCUACACGGAGGACGAGCUGGUAGCGCUGGAGUUCGCGGACGCCAGUUUCUCGACGGAGGAGCAGAGGGAGCUGGACUCCGACUGGAGCAGCUCCAGCGACCAGUUCCACCACGACGACUUCCAGUCGGUGGUCGACGCGCACGACUACACGUUCGUGAACUUCUACGCAGACUGGUGCCCCCACUGCAGGGCUUUCGGGCCCACCUGGGACGCCUUCGAGGCGCAGCUGAACAGCGCCGAGAGGCCCGUCGUGGACGCCGACGGGGCGAAGGCGAACGUGAGAGUGCUGAAGAUCAACUGCGUGGACUUCGAGGAGACGUGCCAGCAGCAGAAGGUCCACUCCUUCCCGACCGUGAGACUCUACCGCCGCGGCUUCGACCAGAAGCAGUGGGUGGACUUCCGGGGCAAACGCGAGAUCGCCUACCUCGAGUCCUUCGCGCGCCACGAGGUCAAGAAGGCCCACAGAAACGCAGACGCGAAGUUCCACGACAUCUUCAGCGAGGGCUGCAGGAUCCAAGGCUUCGUGGAGGUCGCGCGCGUGCCCGGCACUGUGCACUUCCAGGCCAUGCACACGGCCGACCGCACGCUGAAUCUGGCCUUCACGAACGUUUCGCACCGCAUCAACAGCUUCACCUUCGGCGAGGAGCCCGCAGCCAUGCGGCGCAUGCUGCCGGAGGAGUAUACCAGACACGCGGCCCCCCUGGACGGGCGCAGCUUCACGGUGGACAAGUUCCACCAGGCGCCGCACCACUUCAUCAAGGUGGUGCACACCCGCUUCGAGGCGAGCGACCUCCGGAGCUACCAGCAGACCCACCAGUGGAGCGUGCGCACCAUCCAGCGCAAGACGGUGCCGCAGGCCAAGUUCUCCUACGACCUGUCGCCCGUCGAGGUGGUCAUCCGCAAGGGCGAGAGGCGGUGGUACGACUUCGUGACCUCCGUUUUCGCGAUAGUCGGUGGCGCCUUUACCGUGAUGUCCAUGGCAUCUGGUGUCCUCAACGUCGCCUCUGCGCAGUUCAAGCGCUCCAUCAACAAGAUCGGGUGACCGCUUGGCCGAUGGCUGACGGGGCGGCGCAGGGGAGGAGGGUGCCAGCUUUCUUCUUGGAGGGGCGGGCGGGGAAGGAGUGCAAGGACGAGCGGUCGCAGCAUCGAAGCUGUGAGGGCAGCGGAAGGCCUGCAGCUAUCAUUUUCCAGGUCUAGACUCUUCGCACGGCCGGCCAGGUGGGCAGCCACCUUCGUCCUUCCCCGACUACUCCGCGCGCCGCUGGCACGGCUGGUCGCUGCAUGCGUCGAGCCUCGCCAGGGAGGCACGAAGGGCAGCAGUGACGUGUCGGAUUCCCCCCGCGGCGCCUGACCUCGAAGAAGAGCAACCGACACAAGCAUAACAAGCUAC
This is a messenger RNA of Prorocentrum cordatum, 3311 nucleotides long. The record is from the annotation of a GenBank genome assembly. Lineage: Eukaryota; Dinophyceae; Prorocentrales; Prorocentraceae.